Molecule: messenger RNA, 207 nt
Organism: Bipolaris maydis ATCC 48331
Lineage: Eukaryota; Fungi; Ascomycota; Dothideomycetes; Pleosporales; Pleosporaceae
Source: RefSeq, a predicted model, not a curated record
AUGUGGAUUGCGGAGGUGCAAACCCAUGUGCGAAGAUACCAUCCUGUUGCGAUUAAUGUUUUCUGGCUUGUUUCCAUGUUGAAUUCUAAUACAUUCUAUAGCAGCCUGUUGUUGGAUCAUUCUUGUACUAAUGUACUUUGUCUGUGUGUGUCUCUCUCUCUCUCUUUCUUACUGCUCCUUGAUCAGCUGCUGUAUUCUUGGGAUAUG